GUCAUUGUGUUCUUGACCCCAGGAAGAAGAUGAAGUGCCGGACGACGAGACUCUGAACCAAAUGAUUGCUCGACGAGAAGAAGAAUUUGAUCUCUUCAUGCGUAUGGACAUGGACCGGCGGAGGGAGGAUGCCCGGAACCCGAAGCGUAAGCCCCGCUUAAUGGAGGAAGAUGAGCUGCCCUCCUGGAUUAUUAAGGAUGACGCCGAAGUAGAACGGCUCACGUGUGAAGAAGAGGAGGAGAAGAUAUUUGGCAGGGGGUCUCGCCAGCGCCGGGACGUGGACUACAGCGACGCCCUCACGGAGAAGCAGUGGCUGAGGCACAUCAUGCAAAAUCGACUUUUCACCAUGCCGAGUGUACAUUUUAGUGCAACCAUCACUCCUAUGUACUGCAGAACUCGUUCAUUAUCCCAGCCCGAAAGUAUACACUCCUCGUACACCUAACUCUCCACUCCGUGCCCGGCAACCUCUGUUCUUU
Molecule: messenger RNA, 476 nt
Organism: Leptonychotes weddellii (Weddell seal)
Lineage: Eukaryota; Metazoa; Chordata; Mammalia; Carnivora; Phocidae
Source: RefSeq, a predicted model, not a curated record